GUGCCUCUCAGAGUCGGACCACGGCAACGAUUUGCGCAACAGCGCUCUCCCUCUGCAGAAAAGCAUACUUGGUAACUUGCCCCUAUGCGUACCUACUUCGUACACCAAGUUUUGUGCGCAGCUUAUCCAGGAUACAAGUCCUUACAAUCGGUUACUGACCGAUCUCAACUGCAAACCUGCGGAUCACGCUAUUUCGAACACCCAAUGAUCCUGAUUCACCACCUAUCUGUUUGAAAGCCGAGAACGCAAUACGCCGGAGAUUGCAAAAUGAGGGCCACUGAAGGCCAUGGGUAUCAUGCCCAAAGUUGCACGACAGCUGUCCUGGGCUUUCUUCUCUUCUUACUAGUGAUGUGUAGUACGGCAUCUACUAUCACUGUAGCUUCGCCAACUGGACAACCAGCUCUGGAGUCAACGUGUAUGGUGAAAACACUCGUCGCAGCCGGUGUCAGCGAGCAGAAAGCGAUCGGCUACUCGUCAAAAAUGGGCCAGAAACAGAUCAAGCAGGAGGCGAUUGUCAGCAACGAUUUGUACAUCACCCAACUGCUCCUGGGAGCGACGGAGGAAGAUGCUGGGCUCAUCAAAACAUGUUUGGCCGGUGAAUCAGGGAGUUGCCAGCACUUCUCUGCUUGUCAGAAUGGAGGCAGCUGUCGCCUGGACGCCGCUGCACGGACUCAUGUGUGCGUCUGUCACCAAGACUACACAGGGAAGUUUUGUGAAGAAGAUCACAACACACCCAUCAGGAGCUUCCGCGCUUUGCAGGCAACCGUCAACGGUCUUGUAUCGGAGAUGGCACGACUCCGUAGUGAAGCAGGCCAGCUGAGGGAGGAGAACAGAAGGCUGAAGGAGGACACAGUGCAAACGCAGACAGCCUUCCAGGAGGAACUGCGACAAUUGAGACAGCAAGCCAUUUCCAACACUACUGCUCCUACACCCACUCCCAUGUGCAACUGCACAGUAGAGGUCCAGGACAUUGAACGUUUGCGUCGCCGCUUGGAAAUAGUCGAGUCGGACACAGUUCAGAACCGGCUUCAACUGGACCGAAAGUCUGAUAGCAGUGACGUUGCGGUGAUGAUGACGGAUAUCAGGGGCCUGAAGUCUGGGUUAGAGGCCAGCACGGUGGCAUUGAGCAAUCUGGAAAGUACAGUCACCACCCAUGAAGAGUUGAUCACUCGCAAUGCUGACAGCCUCGCAGAACGCGUGACCACCGUGGAGGGAACAGCGCGACGUAAUGCACAAAAUUUAGAUGAGCGUGCUUCUGCUGCCUCGGUCGUAGCUCUUGGGCAACGGAUGGUAACUGUGGAGCGUCGCAGCAGUGCUAAUGGUGCUAUGGUUAGGCAGCGUGCGCUAGCUGCCGAUUUGCAGGCCAUGAGAUUGGAAUUGGGGCUUGUACAGGCUGGUAUGAGUCACAACCGAGGUGUCAUUGAUCGCAAAUUACAGGUGGCAUUGAACAAUCUCGAAAGCAAGGUCAACACCCAUGAAGGCUUGAUCCCGCGCAAGGCAGACAGCCAAUCCGUCCAAAGCCUUAAGAACCGUUUGGACGUCGUGGAAGGAGUAGCCAGGCACAACAGGCAGUAUUUGAACCAGCGUGCUCUCAAAGCUGAUGUCAUCGCACUCGAGGAACGGAUGGGGAAUGUGGAGCAUCGCAUCACCGCAAAUGAUGCCAUGCUUCUGCAGCGCGCACAGGUGACUGAUUUGCGGGCUGUGACAUCGAAAUUAGGGCGCGUGCAGGCAGGCAUGAACCACAACCGAGGUGUUAUUGAUCGCAAAUUGCAGUACUUCGCGGAUGGAUGUAACCAUCGCACCCUGGGAUACGCCUACAGCAGCGGUCACAGCGAAAAUAACGAUCAGGAGACCGGUCAAAUUAAAGCUAUACCUUUCCGUAAACAGCACCCGGAGACUGUGCUGCGACUUCUCUAUUCGUGUAAUAUUCGCACAGGGGGAGCAAACACUGCAGCGCGAUGGUACUUCAAGAUUGAUGGUCGUGAGUGCACGUCACCCAAUGCGAUAGAUAUGGCAAUGUACCAGGAUUCUGGGGACAACACGCACGUCCCAGCAGUCCUUCAAGGAAUAUGCACGGCCACGUCAUCAGGCACUAUCGGUGCUGGAAUUCAUACAAUCUCAGUUCACACCGGGAAGGGGCGCGAAUUUAGUCUGGGAGACACUUUUACUAACUGGCAAACCACAAACCUUCUUGAGGUGCAAGAGAUGUGCCCGCCAUUUGGUCAAUAGUAUUUCUAGGCUUCUCUUGUGGCUUUUCUUUCACAAUCAAAGGCAUUCUUAUAAUAAACCCUAUUAUCAACUCAUCUUCAUGUACUUCUCUGGCCCAUCCCCCAUCACAUCCAUCACUCUUCCUCCAUUCCCCCCACCUUACCUUCCCCAUCCCCACUUCAACAUCACCAUAGUCCCAAUGAUCCCAGACCACAUUCCCAUCCCUCACCCCAUACACACAUGUAGUACAUUAAUUUUGUUGUUCAUUUCACUGCCAGUGACUUGCAUGGGACAGUGUUCUCUUUUUUUAUGUCGACAAAAUUGUGCGUAGGCUGCACUAGUGAACACUUACAACAUACGUACUUUUUCAAUAGUACAUGACAUUGUAUCAUUCCUAGCUAACUUCCCUGGAAAGAUGCUGUGCCUCUGUUAUUUA
This is a messenger RNA of Sycon ciliatum, 2644 nucleotides long. RefSeq lists its product as uncharacterized. Lineage: Eukaryota; Metazoa; Porifera; Calcarea; Leucosolenida; Sycettidae. The coding region runs from base 268 to 2229 and encodes 653 amino acids. The record is from RefSeq and is a predicted model, not a curated record. The transcript has 9 exons.